Molecule: messenger RNA, 1829 nt
Organism: Camelus dromedarius (Arabian camel)
Lineage: Eukaryota; Metazoa; Chordata; Mammalia; Artiodactyla; Camelidae
Gene: ACTR6
Product: actin related protein 6
Exons: 11
Coding region: 79-1269 (396 amino acids)
Cellular component (GO): Swr1 complex
Molecular function (GO): nucleosome binding
Source: RefSeq, a predicted model, not a curated record
GCAAACCAUAGAGUGCCGGAAAAAGCGUGAGCAGAAGGGUCGGGAAGAGACAGCAACGACCGCAUUGUUCAUGAAAAAAUGACGACCCUAGUGCUGGAUAACGGAGCUUAUAACGCCAAAAUCGGCUACAGCCAUGAAAAUGUAUCAGUUAUUCCUAACUGUCAGUUCAGGUCAAAAACAGCACGUCUUAAAACUUUUACUGCUAACCAGAUCGAUGAAAUAAAGGACCCUUCUGGACUCUUUUACAUCCUUCCUUUUCAGAAGGGCUACUUGGUGAAUUGGGAUGUUCAAAGGCAAGUUUGGGAUUACCUUUUUGGAAAAGAAAUGUAUCAGGUUGAUUUUUUAGAUACUAAUAUUAUUAUCACAGAACCAUAUUUUAACUUCACUUCAAUUCAAGAAUCAAUGAAUGAAAUCUUAUUUGAAGAAUACCAGUUCCAAGCAGUAUUGAGAGUAAAUGCUGGGGCUCUCAGUGCACAUAGGUAUUUCCGAGAUAAUCCUUCUGAAUUAUGCUGUAUCAUUGUAGAUAGUGGAUAUUCCUUUACACAUAUAGUUCCUUAUUGUAGAAGUAAAAAGAAAAAAGAAGCAAUUAUUCGGAUAAAUGUGGGAGGAAAACUUCUAACCAAUCAUCUAAAGGAAAUCAUAUCUUACAGGCAGUUACAUGUUAUGGAUGAAACACAUGUUAUUAAUCAAGUGAAGGAAGAUGUAUGCUAUGUGUCUCAGGAUUUUUACAGAGACAUGGAUAUUGCCAGGUUGAAAGGAGAGGAAAAUACAGUAAUGAUAGACUAUGUUUUGCCUGACUUUAGUACAAUUAAAAAGGGUUUUUGUAAGCCAAGGGAAGAGAUGGUGUUAAGUGGAAAAUAUAAAUCUGGGGAACAAAUUCUUCGUCUGACCAAUGAGAGAUUUGCUGUUCCAGAAAUACUCUUUAAUCCUUCUGAUAUAGGCAUUCAAGAAAUGGGAAUUCCAGAAGCUAUUGUCUAUUCAAUUCAGAACUUACCUGAAGAAAUGCAGCCACAUUUUUUUAAGAACAUUGUUUUGACAGGAGGAAAUUCCCUUUUCCCGGGAUUUAGGGAUCGGGUUUACUCAGAAGUUCGAUGUCUCACUCCAACAGAUUAUGAUGUUUCUGUUGUGCUGCCUGAAAACCCUAUUACUUAUGCCUGGGAAGGUGGAAAAUUGAUAUCAGAGAAUGAUGAUUUUGAAGAUAUGGUGGUAACAAGAGAAGAUUAUGAAGAAAAUGGACAUAGUGUCUGUGAAGAGAAAUUUGAUAUUUAAGAAACACUUCUGAAAGUUUUGAGAUUGUAACAAAGGUUUAAUUUCAGUGUUCUUUUUAAAGGAAGUUAAGGACCUGGGUUACCUUUCGUCCUAAGAUAAAAGUCUUGCACUUAUGUAAAUUCUUUGAUCCAUGGCUAAUUUUCAGAGGUUUCUUAGCUAAGUUGUUAAGUAGACUGUAACUCAGCCCAAAUUUUCACUUAGGAGCUAGACUUACUAUAACAAUGCUUAUGCUUUUUCUGAGAGUAGGUUAUCUUUCAUUAGAAGAUGAAAGAGUGAAUGUGUUUUAAUUCUUCAGAGUUGAAAGCACAAAUUUAGCUGUCUCACUGGUUAGCUUUCCUUAGAAGGUAGUUUUGAGACUAGGAAUUGGCCAAAGUGUUUUCUUUCUUUCUUUUAGAACUAAGUAUUUUAUUUUUAAAUUGUCAUUUUUAUUUAUAUAUACUGAAGUUGGAGAAACUAAUCUGUCCGUGUUUAAUGUUUUUUUUUAAUGUUUAUUUUUUACUUAGUGUAAGUUUGAAAGAAUGGAGACCAAAGCCAAUUUAUUAAAGUAUUUUUGGUCACUA